GUUGGCGAGGAGCUUCGGACGGCUGCGACGCCGCCGGCCCGGCUUCUCGGAGCGCAGCCGGAUGCCCAGCGCCGCUGACAUGGAGCCCACGCCGGAGCCCGAGCUGGUCACGCUCCUGGUGAAAAGCCCCAACCAGCGCCACCGCGACUUGGAGCUGAGCGGAGACCGCAGCUGGACCGUGGGCUAUCUCAAGGACCACCUGAGCCGCGUCUACCCCGAGCGCCCGCGCCCAGAGGACCAGAGGUUAAUUUAUUCUGGGAAGCUGCUGUUGGAUCACCAGUGUCUCCAGGACUUGCUUCCAAAGCAGGAAAAACGACAUGUUUUGCAUCUGGUGUGCAAUGUGAAGAGUCCUCCCAAAAUGCCAGAAACCAGCACAAGGAGUGCUGAAUCCACAGAGCAGCCUGAUGGCCCUAAUCAGGGACAGUACCUUGGGGAUUCCUCAAGUGAUGGUUUAAGGCAAAGAGAAGUUCUUUGGAACCUUUCUCCCUCUGGAUGGGAGAAUAUCUCAAGGACUGAAGCUGUCCAGCAGGCUUUCCAAGGCCUGGCACCUGGCUUCUCUGGUUAUACAACCUACGGGUGGCUGCAGCUCUCCUGGUUCCAGCAGAUCUACGCGAGGCAGUACUACAUGCAAUAUCUGGCUGCCACAGCUGCCUCAGGAGCCUUUGUCCCAGCACCAAGUCCACAAGAGAUACCUGUGGUCCCUGCACCUGCUCCAGCCCCUAUUCACAACCAGUUUCCAGCAGAAAACCAGCCAGCCAAUCAGAAUGCAGCUCCCCAAGUGGUUGUUAAUCCUGGAGCCAAUCAGAACUUGCGAAUGAAUGCACAAGGUGGCCCUCUUGUGGAAGAAGAUGAUGAGAUAAACCGAGACUGGUUGGACUGGACCUAUUCAGCAGCUACAUUUUCCGUUUUUCUCAGCGUCCUCUACUUCUACUCCUCUCUGAGCAGAUUCCUCAUGGUCAUGGGCGCCACUGUGGUUAUGUACCUGCAUCACGUUGGGUGGUUUCCGUUUAGACAGAGACCAGUUCAGAACUUCCCGGAUGAUGGUCCUACUCAGGAAGCUGCGAAUCAGGACCCCAACAAUAACCUACAGGAAGACGCCGAUCCUGAUACUGAAGACCCCAACCGCCUUCCCCCAGACCGCGAAGUGCCGGACGCCGAGCAGACCAGCCCCUCAUUCAUGAGCACAGCAUGGCUAGUCUUCAAGACUUUCUUUGCCUCUCUUCUUCCGGAAGGCCCUCCAGCUAUAGCAAACUGAUGACACACUUGUGCUCUGUUGCUGGAGGCUUUGACUGGCAUGGACUGCAUCAUCUGGCUCCAGCUGGUUUUCCUCACCUAGAGUGACUCAACAUCAUCUAAAACCCACCAGGAUGAAUAUAUGCUUUUGUGACCAGCAAAAGCACAAAGACAUGAAGCCUUGAUACAAAUUGAUGAACCAAAACUGACCAGGGCUUCUCAUGUCUUUAUUCUGAAGAGCUUUAAUAUAUACUGUAUGUAGUCUCAUAGGCACUGCAAGUAGGAGGCUUAGGUGUCGCAUGUUUAUGCCUGAGGACCCUCCCCAGGUGUGUGUGUGUGUGUGAGUGUGUGCGCGUGCAUGUGUGUUGUAUAUAGAAGUCAUAGAUGCAGAAAUGUUUCUGCUGGUACGAUUUGAUUCCUGUUGGAAUGUUUAAAUUACACUAAGUGUACUACUUUAUAUAAUCAAUGAAUUGCUAGACAUGUUAGCAGGAAUUUUCUAGGAGAGACUUACGUAUACUUGCUUUUUAAAAUGCAGUGCUUUCAACUGAGGGCAACUUGGCAGAGGCAAAGCCUUUGCUAGGUUUUCUGUUCAAUAAAGUUUUGCUAUGAA
This is a messenger RNA of Jaculus jaculus (lesser Egyptian jerboa), 1843 nucleotides long. RefSeq names its product homocysteine inducible ER protein with ubiquitin like domain 1 (gene Herpud1). Bases 62 to 1255 code for a protein of 397 amino acids. Gene Ontology annotation, molecular function: transmembrane transporter binding. NCBI's taxonomy places the organism in Eukaryota, Metazoa, Chordata, Mammalia, Rodentia, Dipodidae. The record is from RefSeq and is a predicted model, not a curated record. Gene Ontology annotation, biological process: endoplasmic reticulum unfolded protein response; endoplasmic reticulum calcium ion homeostasis; ubiquitin-dependent protein catabolic process. The transcript is spliced from 8 exons. Gene Ontology annotation, cellular component: endoplasmic reticulum membrane.